Molecule: messenger RNA, 2303 nt
Organism: Sitodiplosis mosellana (orange wheat blossom midge)
Lineage: Eukaryota; Metazoa; Arthropoda; Insecta; Diptera; Cecidomyiidae
Exons: 2
Coding region: 427-2223 (598 amino acids)
Source: RefSeq, a predicted model, not a curated record
ACAAUACAAACACAGACAUCGUCCAAAUACAAUCUCAAUACAAGGCUUGUAUUACAAACACAGCGAUUGAAUCAACACAACGACAAAAACUGGCAAGUAUAUCAAUUCUUCAAUCAACAAUCAGUGCAGUGUGUUAGUGAGUGUGCCUUUCGACACUUGCUGUCGCAUAUUUAUGAAACCGAAUUUUUAGAUGAGGCUCAACUUCAAGUCGAAUCACAUCAAAACGCCGGCUAUGCCCCGGCUUUCAAUCAAUUUUCACUGAUAACUUUAUCAUUUCCAUUUUUAUCAGCAGUCAGCUUUCCUACACUGUCGCUUCACAUAGGUUUGACAGUUGCUCUACUCAAUUCGUGCAAAAACGAUGAAACAAAUGGAAUUGUCACGAUAAAUCGUUUACAUUUUACUGUGAAUUUCGAAUCAACAUUAAAAAUGAACGGUGAACACGAGCCAAAGCGGUUAAAAUUGAAUGAAGAAGAUGACGAUGGUAGUAUGAAUCCAGUAGAAUGGGAGGAAAAUGGAAAAAAAGAAGAGAAAGAGAAGGAGACUGAGGAAAAGAAAGAGACAGAGAACGAGAACGAGAAUGAGAACGAGAACGAGAAUGAGAACGAGAACGAGAAAGAGGACGUAACAGAGAACAAAACAGAGAACGAAACAGAGAAAGAGAACGAAAAAGAGAAAAAGAAGGAGGACGAGAAAGAGAAAGAGAAAGAGGACGAGAAAGAGACAGGGAAAGUGACGGAGACAAAGAGAGAGAAAGAGGAAGGAAAAGAGACAGAGAAAAAUGACAAGAAAGAGAAAGAAGAGCAGAAUUCGUGUGAAAAAAGAGAAGAUAGUCGCGAAAUACACAACGAAACACCAGUUGCUGGCCCUUCAAACCCAGUGCCAAUUGUUGAUCGCUCAAAUGACGAGUAUUUAUCGCAAAUAUUCAAGUUGGAUGACAAUUGCUUUGACGAAAUAUUCAAUUAUUCAUUGUUCAAAGACCUAAUUUCAUUUGGAAGCACAUGCAAAACCCUACAAAACUACGUUGGAGAUUAUUACCGGCGGCAUUUUUCGUACCGCAACAAUGAAAUCGAACAAAAUGGAAUUUUUGAUCAUGCUUAUAAUCGAGCGGUUAAGCGAUUCAUUACGAGACUUAAAAUCCGGUUCAGUUCUUUUCAACCGUUGUAUCAAAUCAAUUCCAACAUUGAACAGUUCCCAUUGCUCAAGCACAUAACAUUUUCCAACAUGGAUUUAGUGGAACCAGAUUAUGGCCGAAUUCAGAAUAUUUUCAACAAACUCGAAAGUGUGCAGUUGCGGUCUUGUUUGCCCGAGUUUUGUAAUAAGUGUAUAAGUGACUUAUGUGGAAAUUGUACACGUAUUUCCUUACGUGAUAUUUACCCAAGCACAUUUCUGGAAGACAAUGAGUAUCCCUGGCUGUUGGAAAAAUAUCCGAAGCUUGAGUAUUUCGAGUUUACUUUGGUAGGAGAAUGGCCAAUUGAUGGUCUGAAUGGAUUUUUGGAAGAAAAUGAAAAUAUUCACACUUUUGCCACCAGUGGACUGUGUCUGUGGGUCAAUCGAGACCAAUUUCUAAACUCAAAAACGAAACUAGACAUUUUGGAGAUUCGAAUGAUGGAAGUCUAUGGUGUGCCGUUGGACGAAUUUGGAGCUGCUGGUACGAGAAUACAAACCAUUUGCCGACUUAUCAAUCGACUUUUUGAACAAGGUUUUUAUCAACGUCUACAUUUUUCCAUAACUGAUGACGAUCAGAUAAGCAAUAUCGGUGGAUUGGCUUCAUUACAAGGCCUCGAAAAAUUGUGCAUCUUCGAGUUUAAAACGAGUUUUAGUUUGUAUCCUUUGACACUUGCGAAAGAAUUGGUGAUAAUUAAGUGCAUAGAGAAUAUUGACCUUCAACACUUGGCAGAGCAAUGUGUUAGACUGGAACGACUCUUUCUCGACGUCCACACAAUCAGCGAUAUCCUGCCAUUCGUUCGCCACUCAGCUAAAUUGAAUAAAAUCACAUUAUUGGCCAAGCGGAUAAAUCGAUUUGAUAUGAUUUUUGGCAUGUCAGCUUUGAACAAGGAACGGAAAAAGUUAGCGGGGGCAAGAAAACUCAUAAUUUAUGCACCAGAUGAGUUUUACGUGGAUACAAAACGAACCAGCAAAAAUGGUGAUGUUAAUUUGAGUUCAGUUGAAUUACGACGACGCGGCGAAGAAUACUACGAUUUUUCAGACAGAGAAAUUCAUUGAUUAACGUAUUAUUAAAAACUAACUUCUACUCUAGAGACAUUACUAACGUUAAAAGCAAUGAAAAAUAGUUAUUUUGAUAA